GUUGUAAAGACUCGUAACUACAAGUCAAGCUAGAGGUCUUAUCUUACUAGUUUUAUCUAACUGACAUUCAACCCAUUUAAAUCAUUCUUUUAGAAAAUACGUGGCAGUGCGAAACGGAAAAAUGGUACGUUUUCUUCUUGCGUCCUUCAUUUUUAUGGGGUUUGCUACUCUUGUGUCCCCAUUAAGCACCAUUAAGUGUAGGUUGUGUAACCAAGCGCGAACAUUGGCUGAUUGUAACAGUCUUGUUACUUGUGACGCCACACUCGAGAAAUGUUUCAUGGAUGAAUUCAUAACACAUCAACCAACAGUUGUAUAUAACGGCGGCUGCAGAGCUAAGAGUGUGUGUGACAUUAGUGGAGGGAAACGUAGUGACAUGUUAGCGUGUUCAAGAUGUUGUGCACUUGGAGAUGACUGUAAUAAACGGUUAUGUGGAAUCAAAGAUGACACGUUAAACAGUACCCAGUGCUACAGCUGUGAUCAUCGGUCUUCGCAACAAUCCGAAGUAAAAGAUCCGAGUUCCUGUGUAAUACUUGGAACAUGUCAACCUAAUGAGGUAUGCUAUACUUAACAGUCAGAUGUCAUGGGAAGUGAUAUGUUUUUCUUCGGUUGUAGGUAUAUGCCACAAUGUCACUUUUUGAUGAAAACGGCUUAUGAAGACUAUAAAAAUUGUGUUUCAAAUAAAACGGCACUACCUCCUGGCCCAGACCGUGACAGACUUUGUGGUAAUACCGGACGCGCCACAUCACUUUGCCAUUCUUGCUGUGCUGAUGGUGGAUGUAACUAUGGCACAUGUCAGGAACAGAAUGCACGAAUUUUCCAUCUGGCAGAGGAAGGAAAGUUUGAUAUGGAUACCUUAAAGAUGAUAUAGACAAUUUAAAGAGAACGGAAGAUGGAACUUGUUUAUGUUUUAAACAAAUGAAACAAA
Ruditapes philippinarum (Manila clam) is the source of this 925-nucleotide messenger RNA. RefSeq lists its product as uncharacterized. The transcript is spliced from 10 exons. NCBI's taxonomy places the organism in Eukaryota, Metazoa, Mollusca, Bivalvia, Venerida, Veneridae. The record is from RefSeq and is a predicted model, not a curated record. Bases 122 to 568 code for a protein of 148 amino acids.